This is a messenger RNA of Suillus clintonianus, 4598 nucleotides long. RefSeq lists its product as uncharacterized. Gene Ontology annotation, molecular function: protein binding. The transcript is spliced from 13 exons. The record is from RefSeq and is a predicted model, not a curated record. Lineage: Eukaryota; Fungi; Basidiomycota; Agaricomycetes; Boletales; Suillaceae. Bases 243 to 4367 code for a protein of 1374 amino acids.
UCGGUGCUUGAUUAUCCUCUAUUACUAUCCACCUUGUACUAAUAUCUCUUCCCCCACAGCUCUAAUUUAUUCUUCAAUAUCUGUAACAGGACCAUCAUUUAGAUAUCCGAACAGCCAACCAGUGAUCCAGAGUCACCGUCUGUGCCGCCUUAUCGGCACCGACAAGCAACACAGACGACACGAUCUCGAGGAGGAGACAUUUUAUCUCCCCCAGCGAUCGUUCAGUCUGACACACCCAGCGCAUGACCUUGCUCCAUGUCUACUUUGCACUACGCAAGCAGCAAUCCUUCCACCGCCUGCUCAAUGGCGGUCCUGGGCAACCUUCUACCUCCGUCAGCACGAGCAGCGGAAAAUCAUGGAAGCGUGCGGGGGUACUGAGCUCAGGCAUAGCCCUCGAAAUAAAUGCUCUCGAUGCCCUUGGCCGGUCCGUCCUCCAUCUGGCAUGCGCCUCUACCGAGCCAUCAAGCCUGGAGUACAUUCGCAUGCUCCUCGCCCACCCAGCUAUCAACGUGAAUGUACUGGACAAGGAGAGCCACUGGACACCGUUACAUAGAGCGCUCUAUGCGGGAAACGUCUCCGCUGCGAUCCUCCUUUUGAAGCGCCCAGAUAUUGAUACGUCCAUCAAGGACUUCGAAGGAUAUACUGCUCACGACCUCUACAACUCAACCGUGAGAUCUGCAAAACCUUCCGUGGAAGAAGGGACUCUCGCCGAACUGUUUACCUGGGGCACGAACAGAAACGCAGCAUUGGGUCUUGGCGAUGGCAAUGAUAGGGCAUAUCCGGACCAGGUUGUCAUUCCCCGUAAGGACGAUGUAGCACGUCAGCACAACAGGACCCUCGAUGACCGCUUCGCCCCGAUUCAUAUCCGGCAAGUGUCGAUGUCCAAGCUUCAUACAGUCAUACUCACAUCCGAGCCUCGGGAUAACAUUCGUGUGUGCGGCUUUGGCGGUGGAGGACGUCAACAUACACAGUACGGCCUCAUGCCCCUUCCUGACAUCCAGCACACCAUUGAGUCCGUUGCGCUUGGCCAAGACCACACCCUCGCGCUCACUUUGACUGGAGAGGUUCUCACAUGGGGACUCAAUCGCUUUUAUCAGCUCGGAUACGCCAUUGAGGUCUCAUCCACCAAGCAAGACGAGCAUAUCCAGGCUACGCCACGGAAAGUCGGCUCCUUAAGGAGAGAGUUUGUAAAAGGUGUUGCAGCGUGCAAGACCGCUUCUGGUUGUUGGACGGGUACGGAAGUAUGGACGUGGGGCACGAACGGCGGGCAACUUGGGUACGACAAGGCAUUGGUGCCCGUUCAAGUACUCCCUCGUAAAGUCUCCAGUAUAGUAAAGCCUGUUAGUGCAAUAGUGAUGACGGAAACCCUCAUGGCGUGCCUACUUGUCACGGGCGAGGUCAUGUGUGUUUGGUCGGGAGGGGUUUCCAAGAUCAGUUUCCCCACCCAGAGAUUCCCCUCAGAGAUCUCUGUCUACCGACCCCCGCAAGCGAUCAAGGGUCAGAUCAUCACAAAGCUCACGAGCUGUGAUGAUACCAUCGCCGCCCUCUCGUCGAAUGGGGAAGUAUUCACGUUUACUUCACAACCUAUUGGGGAAGGUGAUUCCGCGAAAAGUUCCCCUACUUUCAAGCCCCAACGCAUAUGGGCGCUGAGACGUCAAUUCAGUGCUGUGCAGGAUGUCGACAUUGGGGCCGAUGGAACUAUCAUAGUUUGUACUCAGUCUGGACAUGUUUAUGUCCGCUCUCGGAGUGCCAAAGGAGGCCAGGGCUCCAGUGCCAAAGCAUUCAAAUUCCAGCGCAUACCGUACAUACAGCGUGCUGUUGCUGUCUGCGCAAAUAGCACAGGGGCGUUUGGCGCUCUGCGCGUUGAUUUUAAACCACUGCCCAUUCACGUCACUGCGCGUUCGUUUUCGUUAGACAUUGCUGAGAUCCAGCCAUAUCUAGGUCUUUCAUCUUGUGCUGGGACAUUGCCUGCUAUGCCAAACGCGACAACUCCUCUCUUGGAUGCUGAUGAAGAUGUCGAGGACGCGUCGAUCUUGGAUGAUAUCGGAGAUCUCUCGAAGUUGCUUCACGUUCUGGACCAACGCAAGAAUGAGCCAGAUAUUGCCUUAUCCUAUAACGCGGACAUGGUCGUUGUCACUCCUGGUCCACUGUACCUUCCGGCUCAUCGCCUCAUUCUCGCCGUGAGAUGUCCAGUCUUGGGCGGCAUUUUGCAUAGCGGACGUCCGUUGCAUGAUAAAUCUUCAGGGAUCAAGGUCAAUCUUGUGUCAGAAGACAGGGUCUGCAUUCAAAUCAUUGGAUGUCAUCCGCUCACGGUCCUACUUCUCCUCCGAUACUUGUACUCUGACCAGCUUCUCGCCAUCUGGGAUUUACGCAUCGGAACCCCCUUUGUGACUCAAUUUCAAAUAUAUGCUGUGAAGCCUGUAGCAAUCAAGGCGGAGCUCCAAGCACUUGCACGUAUAUUGGAUCUUCAACUUCUUUCGAAAGCACUUGAAUCGCCAGGAAAGCGCGUGCCCACACCUUCACAAGCAGAAAACUUCCGCCUACUCUACGAAAGUACCCAAUUAACUGGGCCUUUACGAAAGAAUAUAAACGAAGAUUCUCUUGCGCCCGACGUCGCGCUUCACCUCGCCGACCAGGUCAUCGUUUGGAGUCAUUCAGCGGUACUACAAGCCCGCAGUCAAUUUUUCGCCAGCUUCUUUGGAGAUAGCGCGUGGACAUCUAAGCGUCGUGACAAGUCGGGCAUUAUCGACAUUGAUCUCGAGCAUUUGGAGUGGCAGGUCAUACAAUAUGUCGUUCGAUGGAUGUGUUAUGGAGACGAGAACUUGUUCGAAUCUCUCGACUUUGUGCAAGGGGUAGAUGACGUGCUAUCCUUCAUGUUUUCUGUUCUUUCCGCAGCGAACGAACUUUUACUCGAUCGCCUGAUGCUUCUCUGUUCACAAGUCAUUUUGAAGCACCUCGACGUCUACAAUGUGUGCUAUCUUCUCACUGAUGCAACGCACAUCAACGCGACCCAUCUCGUUGAGCGCCUGCAGAGUUACAUCACGGCAAAUUUGGAGAUGAUGCUAGAAGGUCGCAUGCUCGAGGACCUUGAGCUGUCCGUCGUACGACAGCUUUCUGAGUACAUCUGCAGUGCGCAGAUGACAAAGUCCCCGGUCUCUCGUUCUAACUUACUGGCGAACAAAGCGCUGCGGAAGCACGCUGAAUGGCUUGCUCAACAGGAUAUUCCAGUUGUGUUUGCACCCGUAGAAAGGUCGCAGGUUCACAGGGAUUCUUCGAAGUUGUUGCCUUCGAGCCCGAUGAGGACUCACCCGAUUUCUAGUCCGUCUGUGCGUCCGGCGGCAGAUUUGCCCAAGGCUGUUGAUACUGGGCCGUUAGGAGACGAUCUUUUUACGAUGGAUGGGGUACCUUAUUUGGAUAUCGCUCCUGAUCAUCCGGUCCCUACGGUUGCUGAACCGUCUGGGCCAGUACCAGUAUGGAAACGACCCAUCUCCACGCCUAGGACCGAUCUCAAGGCCAUUAUGGCAGAGGCUGAGACCACCAGGAUAUCUGGUGUUGCAAACAGAGCAACCCACGGUGCUAUGGCUAAACCUAGUCAAGAGUCUUUGAAACGGGUGGCUACGCCACCACGCAGGAUCGUGAGCUCGUCGCUAAAGCCAGAUGCGUCACCGACACCGCGUCGAAUGUUGUCUGACCAUGACUUGGGGAAGUCUUCGCUGCCCGAAUCAUCCACUGCCGCAAAGUCGACGCAUGCGAGAACACCUCAGCGGCCGGCUCCUCAAACCGUACCUUCAUCUUCGAAGCCUCAGCCGAACACACCUUCGCUUGGCCCUGUCUUUUCUCCCGUUCGACAGGUGUCUUCGACCUCCAGUUCACCAGGUCCUCGACGUGUCUCGAAUACUGGUGCUGCGUGGACCCUUCCGCCUGUUCAGCCAGUGGUGCAACCGAGCGUUGCAGAAUCAUCCUCACUUCCAUUCACCGAGAUACAGCGAUUACAGCUUUUGCAGGGCAUACCUGCGUCGAAGGACAAACGAUCGCUUGUCGAGAUACAAGAAGAGGAGCGAGACAUUCAAGUAGAGGCAGACUUUAUGAAGUGGUGGGCGGCGGAAGAGGCGCGUACUCAAGCAGAAGCACACAGGGCUUCUGAAACGCAACGUGCUGCUCCUUCUGGGAGUAAGAAUCGAGGAGGGAAGAAGAAAUCUUACGGUGCUCGUUCGAGGCCCGGUGAAGCGCACCCCGCUCAGGGUUCUAGCCGUUCUAGUAAGGGUAAAGGAAGGGGGAAAACAGCGGUGACACCGGCGGCUGACGGUGCAACGCUGCGGGCUGGAAGAUCCAGCCCAGAACAGUCGAAGGAUGCUGCAGUAUGCUAGAUCGGUGGUGGAUGAUUCCAUCCAUUUUCAACGGGCCAAGAGGUGAUGAACCGUGUAGCAAGCUGCCAGUCUGUCGGGCUACUUAUAACAAGAAUAUGGACUAUGACGGUGGUCGAAAGGCAUGCAUGAGCACCAAAGCGAUGCCCAAUACCCUGACGACGCGAUUGAACUUCACAGGGAAGCACUGGCUGUUAUACUCAUCCAUGAUAGCAUCUGAAAGGGGCAGAAAAG